Messenger RNA from Clonostachys rhizophaga, 645 nucleotides. The record is from the annotation of a GenBank genome assembly. Lineage: Eukaryota; Fungi; Ascomycota; Sordariomycetes; Hypocreales; Bionectriaceae.
AUGUCCGAGUUGCAGCCCAUCACAGUCUAUGUCCACGAGGCUGGACCGAACCCAUACAAAGUCGUCAUUGCCGCUGAGGAGCUCUCUGUCCCAUACAAGACCAUUGUGGUGAAAGAUCCAAAGGAGGAAUGGUUUGCCGCCAUCAAUCCCAAUGGGCGGGUGCCUGCCAUUGUUGACCCCAACACGAAUAUCACGCUCUGGGAAUCCGGGGCCAUUGUCGAGUACCUGGUUGAGACAUAUGACAAGCAAGGCAAGCUCACAGUGAGCGAUGUCGCGAGCAAAUGGCAGCUCAAGCAGUACCUCCACUUUCAAAUGUCGGGUCAGGGCCCCUACUAUGGGCAGGCAAUGUGGUUCCAUACACAUGAAGAUAUCCCCGUCGCCAAGCAGCGCUACAACGAGCAGAUUGUCCGCGUGGUGGAGGUGCUCGACAACAUCCUGAAAGGCAAAGAGUAUCUUGUUGGCGAUAAGUUUACAUAUGCCGAUCUGGCCUUUAUCCCUUGGAACAGGGUGGUUGAGGGCCACCCGAUACUCAAGGCCAACGUUUGGGAUAAAUACGAGGUUGAGAAGAAGUACCCGAAUUAUGUCGCCUGGCAGCAACGUCUCGUGGCACGCCCAUCUGUGGAGAAGGCCUACAAAGGUUGGUAG